Molecule: messenger RNA, 4031 nt
Organism: Astrephomene gubernaculifera
Lineage: Eukaryota; Viridiplantae; Chlorophyta; Chlorophyceae; Chlamydomonadales; Astrephomenaceae
Source: the annotation of a GenBank genome assembly
GGGGAGCUGAUGCCGGGGGUGUGGGAUACAGGAGGGUGUGCACCACCCGGCCGGGGUGGUGGGGCGGAUAGGUGUGUGCGGCUGCCCGUCUGGCGUUGUGAUGUGGUGUGGUGUGAUGUGGCGGCAGGGAAGCGGUCUUGCUUCACUGGGAUUCCAAGAGGAGCGAGAGGGUGAGUGGAUAGGGGCGCGGUAUGCCGGCGGUGGCUGGGGGUGCCUGGCGAGGCGGGCGCUACCGCACGUGAACCAUGUGUCUUCUUGCUCACGAGCAGCUUUAGGCAGCAGCAGCAGCUGCAGCAGCAGGGGGUGCUGCCCCUGCUUCUCCCCGCGGCCUGCCCCCACACUGGACACGUUCCUGGGCUCCUGCUAGCCGCGCAGCAGGGUAGACGCUUUGACCUAUCACCCUUUUGACCUAUCACCCUUUUGACCUAUCGAUCUAUACUGCCGCCCGGCGGCAAUGUGCGGCGGCGUACUGCUAUGUGUACUGCUUGCUGCUGUUGUACUUGUUAGGGUGGCGGGGGUUGUUGCUGAGGAUUAUGGCAUUCUUUCCAGUAGUAGUUAUGGAGGUGGCAUGUAUGGGGGUGGUUUGCGGUGUUGUGACUGCGGGUCCCUCCCGGGGCUGUACUGGUUGCGGGAAGUAGUGCAUUGCGGCCGUACAUGGGGUAGUACCGGUAUGCGGUACCAGAAGGCAACAAGUGUGAUUUGUGAUGCAGAACUAUUACAGGCGGCUGUGACAUGCUUGGACUCGCAUAUGCACCGAUAUGGUGGCCUAAUGGAGGUGGCUGAGAGGGAGGGCAGUUGGCGGCGGUCGUUGGGCUGGACAUGACUGCAAAGAGGCGGGGAGGAGAGGUGGAAUGUCUGUAAACCAUUUUUGUACGAUAUGACAGUAUGACGCAGUACAUCAUCAGGGGUCUCUCUUGUGCGUGCUGUUCUGGAGGCUGUUGCCUUCAAGGGAAGAGCAGUGAAGGCCCCGGUUGUAUUAUAGGAGAUACCGUACUUGUUGCCUGACAUAACCGCUGCAUGGGUAGCUACAGUUCGGCUGACGGGCUGUAAACGUCGUGAUGCACGGUUGUUAGAGGAAGGGGAUAGCACGGAAGUAUGGAUAGCACACAGGAGAGCCGCGUGUCGUGCUGCCAUGCAAUCUAUGCUGAUCCGCAGUACUACAUCCGUACAAGCUAGAUAUAGCUCGAUGCUAUAUCAUACUUUUAUGUUCACUUCGAAAUCUAAUUUCUGCUACCAACUGGUCUUUACUUGUUUGGUGCAUCUUUAUUAAAACGUCGGUCCUUCACAAGCACCGAGACAUCAACCGUAAGGAGCUCCUCCACUACAUCGCAUGGCGGCAUAAUGGGAACGAAAAGGCGCCGUCUGAACGACGAAAAUCCUGAUGCUGAGGAGGGAGCAGUCGAAGCUCCUCCUGCAAGCGAAAGCCAGGCGGCUGCUGCCGGCGCUGGCGGCGGUGAUGAGGGCGACGCGGACGAAGGUGGAUUCAACAGGCGGCGAAAUAGGUCGCUGGUGAAUCCAGAGACAGCUACGUACCUUGAGGAGGUCGUGGCGCACUUCAAAACGUUGGUCGAUGACGAGGAGCGCUCCCUGCUUGUUGGGAACGUCUUGGAGGAGAUUGCGGGAAAGGAGGUCAAAGUAGCUGGAGAUCCCGUUUGCAGCCGACAUGUGGAAACGUUGAUGGCGGCAGCGCAGGCGCCGCAACUGCUGAAAUUUUUGACAUCUGUCUCGGAUGUCGAUGGCUUCUUCUCGCUUGUCAGCAGCCCCUUCGGCUCACACGCGGUGGAGAAACUGCUUGUAAGGCUCGAGUCGCAAGUCAACGCCAUGUCGCAGGACGAGUACGACGAGUUCCAGAGGAUGCUGGGCCUCCUAACAGACAGCAUCUGCCCCCACCUGUACGACUAUGUGACUGAUCGCUACGCCACACACGUAGUACGGCGACUGCUGUGCCUGCUUGCGGGUUGCAACGUGCUACCGCCCAAGAAACAGCAGCAGCAACAGCAACUGCCAGGGUUAGAGAACAAGCGCAGCAAGGCUCGGGGGCCUCCCUCCGGCCUCGCAGCACGCCUCGGACCCUCAUCCGGCGGCUCCGCAGCUGAGCAGCACAGAAAAGGCUCCUCAUCAUCAUCAGCAGCAGCGGCCAUGGCCGCCGAGCUGCUGGGAGGAGGAGGAGGUGCUUCCGACGAGUCCGCAGCCGCUGUCGCCACCCCGCCUGCCCGCUUCCCGGACCUCAUCCUUCGCUUUGUGGGUGUGCUGUGCAGCGACGAGUAUGUGGGUGCCACGGUGGGGGAGCUGGUGUACCACCCGUACGCCUGCCCCUUCCUGCAGGCGCUGCUCAGGGCGGCGGCAGGGUGUGACAAGAAGACGCUGCGCCAGCUGGCUCCGGUGCUGUUGGGCGCCAGCAGCUUCAACGACGGCGCGCGAGUGGGUGCGGGUGCGCUGCUGGAGGGGUGUCGGGAGGAGGAGGUGGCGGCGCUGCUGAGCGACCCCACCACCAGCCACCUGGUGGAGGUGAUGCUGCAGGUCCUGCCCCGCCCGCUGGUGGAGGAGCUCUUCCGCCGCUUCAUGGCCCCCCGCAUCCCCGACCUGGCACACCACCCCAGCGCCAACUUUGUACUGCAGGCGGCCAUUGCGGCGGCGGGAUCCAAGGAAAUGGCCCGCACCCUGUACGAGGCGCUCUGCCCGCUGCUGCCCGACCUGCUGCGCAAGCGGCGCAGUGGGGUGGUGGCUGCGCUGGCCGCCUGCUGCGGGCGACACGGAGUGGGGCAGCGAGAGGUGUGUACGGCGCUGGCGGGGGCGCUCAGCGGCCUGCCGCAGUGGGCGCAUCUGAAGGGCGACGCCGCCCUAGCUCCCGCGCUGCUCUGCCUCGACUCCGCCCCCGUAGUCGGCUUCAACGAGCCCUUCCCCGCCGCCGCCCCCGGCGAGUCCGCCGGCCCGCCUCCCCGCCUCUCCUCCGUGGGCUGCAGCAUCCUGAUCCAGCUGCUGCGCUACGGACAGGGCGCCUGCCGCGCCUUCACGGACAGUGUGGUGGCGCUGCAGCCGCACGACGCGGCGCGGGUGGGCGCGGACCCCUCGGGCAGCAGGGUGCUGGAGGCGCUGCUGGAGGGGAACGCGCCGGCCAAGGUGAAGUCGCAGCUGCUGGGUCGGCUGGCGGGUCACUGGGAGGCGGUAGCGGGCACGGGUGCGGGCAGCUUCCUGGUGGAGGCGGCCUACCGCGGGGGGGAGCUGGGCGUGAAGGAGGCGAUCGUGGCGCGGCUGGCGGGGGCGCAGAAGGCGCUGGAGGUGACGCACUGGGGGCCGGCGCUGCUGAGGACGGUGGGUGCCGAGACGUACAGCCGAGACCCCGAACAGUGGCGCCGACACUCCGCCUCCGCCUCCAAGACGCUGGAGCAGUUUACCAAGCUGUUCGGGGGAGGAGGUGGCGGUGGGGAUGGGGGAGCAGGAGGAGAGGGGAAGGGGAAGGCGGAGGGAGGCAAGAAGAAGGGGGGCAAGGAGAAGGGCGUGGGCGCGUUGAGCACUGGGGUGAAGCAAGAGAUGAAGGUGGAGGAGGUGGCAGCUGCUGCUGCGGAGGAGGUUGACGUGAAGAAGAAAAAGCAGAAGCGGAAGGUGGAAGAGGCAGCUGGUGCGGAGGAGGUAGACGUCAAGGAGAAGAAGAAGAAGAAGCGGAAGGAGGAGAAGGCGGGUGUGAAGCGGCGAUUGGAGGAGGAAGGGGAGGGGCAGUAGUCGUCUCAGGCCCUCCUGGCCGCUCUUGGCGCACAACCGAGUGUUGAACGAAUGGGUCGGGCGGUAUCUAGCAGCCUCUAGCAGCAGCAGGACAGCGCAAGCACUGUCACAAUAGACAUGAAGACUUGGUUUCGCACCGCUUGUAUGUGUUAUACAAAUGCAUGGCCUUGUCUUGCGUUGACCUCGACAGACCUCACGGCAGGAUGAUAGUUUAGCCUCACCCAGACUUUCUACUUUGACAAGGACGGGAGCCCGCUCAAGACACCGUAUCGUCCGGGUCGUCCACGGUUCAUUUGCAUCCACCGUUCCGC